AGCGCGCAGCCCCGAGCUGCCGCGGGGCGUCGGCACCCUGCCCCCGCGGGACGGGGCCUGCUGGGCCCGGCCCGGCCUGCCGCUCCCUCCCCGCCCGCCGGGGUCCCCGCCGGCAGCGACGAUGUUUUCUCUCAAGCAGCCCAAACCCACCUUCAAGUCCUACCUUCUGCCGCUGCCUCAGGCUGAAGACCAUAUAGCAUCAGAACCAAGGAUUAAAAAACUGGAACCAGUACUUCUGCCAGGUGAAAUUGUGGUAAAUGAAGUAAAUUUUGUGAGAAAAUGCAUUGCAACUGAUACAAGUCAGUAUGACCUGUGGGGCAAACUGGUUUGCACUAACUUCAAGAUUUCCUUCAUUACGGAUGACCCAAUGCCACUACAGAAAUUCCAUUAUAAAAACCUCCUCCUUGGUGAACAUGAUGUCCCACUAACGUGCAUCGAGCAGAUUGUCACAGUGAAUGACACCAAGAGGAAGCAGAAGGUCCUUGGUCCCAACCAGAAACUUAAAUUUAAUCCAACUGAAUUAAUAAUUUAUUGCAAAGACUUCCGAAUUGUGAGAUUUCGUUUUGAUGAAGCAGGUCCUGAAAGCGCAAAAAAGGUGUGCCUUGCAAUAGCCCAUUAUUCUCAACCAACAGAUCUUCAGCUUCUCUUUGCAUUUGAGUAUGUUGGAGAAAUAUAUCAUAACCCAGCCAAGAAGGUGAAUGGAAUAGAUCCAGGAGGUGGUGGUGCCAGUGGUCAGCAGACACCUUUGUUUGAAACUUACUCUGACUGGGAUAGAGAAAUCAAAAGGACAGGUGCAUCGGAGUGGAGAGUUUGUUCAGUCAAUGAAGGUUAUAUGAUAUCUACUUGCCUUCCAGAAUAUUUUGUGGUUCCAUCUUCCUUAGCAGAUCAAGACCUUAAGCUAUACUCCUACUCUUUUAUUGGGAGACGAAUGCCAUUAUGGUCCUGGAAUCACCCUAAUGGGAGUGCCCUCGUUAGGAUGGCCAACAUUAAAGAUGUCUUACAACAAAGAAGAAUUGAUCAAAGGAUUUGUAAUGCAAUAACUCGAAGCCAUCCCCUUAGAAGUGACGUUUAUAAAUCUGAUCUGGACAAGAGUCUCCCCAACAUCCAGGAAAUCCAGGCUGCACAUGUCAAACUCAAACAGCUGUGUGUUAAUGAGCCCUUUGAAGAAACUGAAGAGAAGUGGCUAUCCUCACUGGAAAAUACUCACUGGUUAGAGUAUAUUAGAUCCUUUCUUAAACAUUCUGCUGAGCUUGUAUAUAUGAUGGAGUGCAAGCAUGUUUCUGUAGUUCUACAAGAGGAAGAGGGCCGGGACCUGAGCUGUCUUGCUGCUUCACUCAUUCAAGUCAUGUUGGAUCCCUAUUUUCGAACAAUUGUUGGAUUUCAAAGCCUAAUCCAGAAGGAAUGGGUCAUGGCAGGGUAUCAGUUUUUAGACAGGUGUAACCACUUAAAGAGAUCUGACAAAGAGUCUCCUUUGUUCUUGAUGUUUCUGGACUGCGUUUGGCAGCUGCUAGAACAAUACCCAGCAGCCUUUGAGUUUUCCGAAGUUUACUUGACUGUACUGUACGACAGCGCACGUGUAUCACUGUUUGGCACUUUCCUCUUCAACUGCCCUCAUCAGCGAGUAAAGGAGAGCACUGAGUUUGCCAUAAGCAAGAAUAUUCAGCUGGGUGAUGAGAAAGGCCUCAGAUUUCCUUGUGUUUGGGACUGGUCUCUUCAGUUUACAUACAGGGAUCGCCUGCUCUUCCACAACCCUCUGUACAUUGGAAAGAGUGCACCCUGUGUACAGAAUGGAGCCGUGAAGACUUUUAAACGCUCAAAGAAAAACUACAGCUCCACGUUGCGAGGUGCACCCCCAGCACUAAAGAACGGAAUCAUCGGUGAGCAAGAGUUCCUUCCAAGAAGAAACUCUCUGAUACUAAAGCUGAAACCGGACUUUCUCCAGCACACAGAGAGUCCGACUAGCAGUAUGGAACAGUACUUCAGAGACUGGUUUGCAAAGCCUGUUGAUUUGCACGGUGUGAUCCUACCCCGUGUCUCUGGAACACAAAUAAAACUAUGGAAACUCUGCUACUUCCGCUGGGUUCCUGAGGCCCAGAUUAGUCGUGGUGGCUCCAUCACUGCUUUCCACAAAGUGUCUUUGCUGGCAGAUGAGGUAGACAUGUUAAACCGCAGUCUUCGGCAGUACAAAAGCAACUCUUCUUUGCACAGCAGCUGCUUGGAACUGGAUCAAAGCAGGAUGUACUUCAGAGCAAACGGUUUAAAUGACACCUCUGGGGCCCCAGACUUUCUCUCCUCCUCAUUCCCAUUUUCUCCUAUAGGGAACCUCUGCAGACGGAGCAUUCUGGGAACACCUUUAAGCAAAUUUUUAAGUGGUGCCAAAAUCUGGCUAUCCACUGAGACGCUUGCAAACGAAGACUGAGAUGUUGUGAUGGUUUAAAGUUGUAGGGAAAAUAGAGCCUAUAACUUUGUCUUUUCUAAGUUAACACUGCUAAAUGCGGCAUUGAAAGCUGUAAUAAUUUUUCUAUACAAAUGUUACGUAAGUUUUGCACAGAUAUUUAAAAGCAAAGCAGUCAUGCUUCAGAUCGCACACGUUCAUCUUCAGUAGCUGUCACCUGCUGGGGCUGCUGGUCCUGAAUUCCUCUGUGGUUUUGUGGUUUGGUUCAUUCUAAGUGGUGGAGCACUUCAUUAGCUAACUGAAGGGCUUGGUAUGGUCAUGCAUGAGGGUUCUGCUCAACAGAUCUAUUUUCUCAGAUAGUGGCUGAUGUGACUGUAGUGUCAACAGCUUGGCAGGUCAGAGUUCAGUGCAGGGGACACAGACUGACAGCUGAAACCUGGGAAUAGACUGUUUUAUCAGGCUGCCUCUUCAGGAAGAACACUUCCAUGUGGACAUACAUACAUACCCACUAACGUUCUGUGACUUGGUCACCCUACAUAGGUCUUAAUGCAGUGUGUAUCCAGGGAUUGUGCACUCUCUUCUCUUUCUCCCCCCAAAAUGUAUUCAUUAACAAUUA
This is a messenger RNA of Neopsephotus bourkii (Bourke's parrot), 3011 nucleotides long. RefSeq names its product myotubularin related protein 10 (gene MTMR10). The record is from RefSeq and is a predicted model, not a curated record. The transcript has 16 exons. NCBI's taxonomy places the organism in Eukaryota, Metazoa, Chordata, Aves, Psittaciformes, Psittacidae. Bases 122 to 2419 code for a protein of 765 amino acids.